CCCUCACACUGCUCAUUACCGACAUCAAUCAUAAUGUCCUUCUCCCCGCUGGUCAAGCUCGCAAGGAAAGUUGAACGGGCUGAAGUCCCUUGGGGCUUCGUGAUCUAUCGCACAACCUACACCCCCUUUUCUGACACCUACUUUACUGAAAUUGUUCAGCUCCUUACUAGCCUUGCUAAAUACAGUGUAUGCAAAUGGAAAGAUUGGAAUCCUAAUAACCCCGCAAAACUUUCUGCCAAAACUACCCUACAAGAGACAUACAAACCAAUUAUCAUGGAUAACAAGUCUGAAUUUGAUGGGAUAACCCUGGACGCCAUCCGUGCCCACCAUCAAGCCUUAAUUAAGCAGCCUGUUGGAAGCAGAGAGCGACCUAUUACCAACGAGUGGUGCUGUCUGCUUGUCGACGAAGAGGUUGUGCAGACACUAGCUGGGGCAGACCCAGCUGCCCUUAUUGCCACCCAAAACAUUGUCGAGGACUACGAUAAUCAUUGGGUCAAGGCCGUUGAGUCAGACCCCGAAGACGAAGAUGACAAGGGCUGGAUGAAGUGCUCGGUUUUUGCUCUCUGGAAUCUAUGGAUUGAUAUGGACGGCGACAGGCCGAUGAGAUCGUUUGAGGCGCUCUACACCCGGGGACCUUAUUGUGGCUGAAUUCGGGUAAAUGGAAUCGGGCAUCAAUGGCCUCGCUCUGGAGGAAUAGAUGAUGAAUGGCUAGGUUGAUCUACGUGAUUCCAGCACGAGACGUGGAUUAUGGAAGCCUCAGUAGAAAGGUGUUACUAAAACGACCACCGCCUGGGCUUGGGGUUUUGCUUCAAGUUAACCAUAACCAAUUCCCUCGGAGGCUUCUGAACGUACAGGAGAGAUCCACCCCACCUCCGGGUCACGGGUAGUCGGGUCAUUCUAUUCACUUGCUGGUUCGAGACGGCCAUGUAUUUCGGUUUAUACUUUUUUAUCAAAAUGAUGUGACGAUAAUCCUUGUCAGAUACGACCUUUUGAAUGAUAUAUGCACAAAAUUUCUCGCUGCCAGCGAGGAUCGAGGAAUUAGGGUGUAUUGAAGUUUGAUCUUUGUUAGCAACAGGCAACAUGUUGACAAUAUACAUUCCAGAUAUUUAUAUCAGCACACAAGACAAUCAGCCUGCCAUAAUGGAGGGAAUAAAUCCAC
Molecule: messenger RNA, 1159 nt
Organism: Aspergillus calidoustus
Lineage: Eukaryota; Fungi; Ascomycota; Eurotiomycetes; Eurotiales; Aspergillaceae
Source: the annotation of a GenBank genome assembly